AAAGCACAACCGCUUGCAUAGUUCAUGCAGACUUCAACACAGGGCGGAGUUCGUCAACGUCGCCAACGAUGAAAAGACUGCUUAGUUAGUGCAUGAUCAGAUGUAUGUUUUUUUCGGUUCGUAGAAGAGUAUCAGAUAUUAUAUGUGACAUCAACACUGAACAAUUAGGCGGGACAUCGUUUGGUCAACACUGAAAUAGUUGUUGUGCUUCUCAUUCCAAAUUUCUUCACACAGCAGAGACGGAGUUAUUUAAUCUGUUGCACCGUACAGGAGAAGAAAUCAUAUAACUAUGAAUAAUCCAAACAACAGUAUUUUUGCUACACUGGUCGUGCUGCUUUUAUGGCGAGUGAAAGAAAUCGCCGAAGCUUGCAGUUGCUCUCCUGUGCAUCCUCAACAGGCUUUUUGCAACGCAGACGUCGUCAUCAGAGCUAAGGUGGUUGGACGGAAAGAAAUAGCUUCUGGGAAUGAUGUCUAUGGCAACCCCAUCAAGAGGAUCCAGUAUGACAUCAAACAGAUCAAAAUGUUUAAGGGUCCUGGUCAAGCAGUGGAGGCCAUCUUCACAGCCCCAACUUCUGCCAUGUGUGGUGUGACUCUGGAGGCUGACAGCAAGGAGUACCUGAUCACAGGAAAGAUGGAGUCUGAUGGUGUGCAUGUUACACUCUGUGACUUUGUGGAGCCGUGGAGUGACCUAACCCACACUCAAACACUCAGCCUGAACCAGCGCUACCAGUCAGGCUGUGACUGCCGGAUUGUGAGAUGCCAGUCCUUGCCCUGUUCUAUCGGUGGCCCAGAAGAGUGCCUGUGGACAGACUGGGUCCUGGAGGCAACUCACCGUGGCAAACAGGCCCAAUUUUUCACCUGCAUCCCUCGAAGCGAUGCUUCCUGCAACUGGUACCGUGGCUCUCAUGCCCCCAGCAAGGAGUUCAUGGACAUCGAGGACCCAUAGUCCCCUUCAACACCAGCACCAAACAUCUGCACUCUGGCUCACACACACACAUAAUACAUAACACACACAUACACAGACACACACACGCACACACGCUAUCACAACCUGACUCUUUGAACAGAUCCCUGUUUUUGAUGAAUAAAAGUCAGAUUUACAGAAACACUUUUGAAAGUACCAAACCUUCCAUUUUGCUUGUUUUCACCCAGCUGCAUUAAGGAAAAGAGAACAAAAUUCAAACUAUUUUUGUCAUUUUUCCCUUUCUAAACCUUUUUUAACCUAGUCUAUAGUGUACAAAUGUUAUAUCCCAAUAUUGUUUAUACACAUGCUCCCUCAAACAAACAUAAACCCUACAUUAAUUAAUUUAACAGCUGUAAUAAAAUAGCAUAUUUGAGGGAAAGUGCCUUUUUUUUCUCGUCUUUUAUGACAUACAUUUCUGACAUUGUAAUAUUUUGCAUAUGUGGAAUGUACUGUAAAAGAUUAGUUGUAAAUUGUAUACUGCACUGUGCACAGAACAACUUGCAGAGGAUAUGGCAUUAAUUUAUACGUUUAGUGCUAGUAUUUGCAGGAUUUGUGUGUAUUUAUGAAAUAAGCAUUGCCCCUAAGAGUUAAUAGCUCAGCAUAAACACAUUCUGUUUGAUGUCUUCAGUCUGUACCCCUCAAUUCCCCUUUUAUUUCACAUCUAGUUGAGUUAUUUCACUGAAUUGGGCAUUUUGUGGCUCAGUGGACUGAAAGCUAUUAGCCAAGCCACGUGCACAUCAUCAACCAUUCUGGUCCACAGUCCUAGAAAAAAGUUAUAUUGAAGAGUCCUUUCAGUUGUAAUUAUAUAAUAUAUAAAAUAUAAUAAAAACAACAAUAUAUAUAACAUAUAAUAAUACUAUUAUAUAUAUAACAAAGAGCCUCCAAGGGUUUUAACAGGAACCCUUGAAGGUUCUUUUAGAUGUUUGGGGAAUACUCGAGGAACCUUUGAGGGUUUUCAAGAAGUGAAGAACUUGGAAGGACUUUUCUUUAAACAAGGGUCCCAUUUUGAAGCCCACAUGCAACUAUGGACAAGAAGGAAUAGGAAAUAAUUUUUCUCCAUGACAGAAUGCAGUAACUAGAAGAAGAAUCUUGUAGGGCCAGACAAGACUUGAGCACUUAGGGAUGAGAAAACACAAGUGGCAACUAAAAUGUUGGUAGUGGAUUUUGAGGAAAACAGAUGCAGGUUCAGUUGGCUUUCCUAAAAAAACCUGUCCAAAACUUGAUGAGACCAACACUGGCCAUCACACUUUUUUGUUUGAAUCAACACCACUUCAUUGAACUCUGACUUACAAAGAUGGUGAAUUGGUUUAGAGCAAGUAAACUCAGUUAACACCUCCUCAGCUGUUCCCUGUCAUAACAUAGGAUGAUGAUAAGUCUGUCCCUACAAGACACUGAGAAUAGUCACUGGUGUUCAGUGCUGUUGAUUAUGGUUGUGUUGUCCUUGAGCCUUAACAUGUCUCUGAAGGUACACAUGGUGGAUUCUGAGUUACUGCAGAUACUUUUUUUUAACAGGUGGCUUACAUCUGGCCAAAGUCUUCAUGUCAGGCAGGCCCUCACACUGCGCUCAACAGAACUUGAGGGUCACGGCACUUGUCCAAGUACAAUAAUAUCAAAUCUAUACUCCCUUCACAACAAUGCCUAUUUGACCAAGAUCAAGCAUAAAUGUGUAAGCCUUUUUAAGUCAUUUUAUUCAAUUUCUGUAUUCUUGAGUAAUGCAUCUAGAGACUUGGUCGAUCCAUGUUUUCAGAUACAUUGGCCUUUCUUGUAAAUUUUGUGUGUUUUUAUGACGUAAUGUAUGUCUUAGCAUUAGCAGUAGUGUGAGAUGUCUCGUGCUGGUACUACAUGAGACGGCGGUCUGAAGCUAGACCAUGCAUGCCUACCCUUUCCAGUAUUAUUCCAAACUGUAUGGAUGCCAAUGGUGUUGAGAAAUAAAACCUUUUUUAAAUCA
Molecule: messenger RNA, 2912 nt
Organism: Clupea harengus (Atlantic herring)
Lineage: Eukaryota; Metazoa; Chordata; Actinopteri; Clupeiformes; Clupeidae
Product: metalloproteinase inhibitor 2-like
Biological process (GO): negative regulation of endopeptidase activity; response to hormone; response to cytokine
Cellular component (GO): extracellular matrix
Molecular function (GO): protease binding; metalloendopeptidase inhibitor activity
Source: RefSeq, a predicted model, not a curated record